This is a messenger RNA of Aspergillus oryzae RIB40, 1092 nucleotides long. Its product is annotated as class I SAM-dependent methyltransferase. The transcript has a single exon. Gene Ontology annotation, molecular function: S-adenosylmethionine-dependent methyltransferase activity. Lineage: Eukaryota; Fungi; Ascomycota; Eurotiomycetes; Eurotiales; Aspergillaceae. The record is from RefSeq and is a predicted model, not a curated record. The coding region runs from base 1 to 1092 and encodes 363 amino acids.
AUGAAGUUGACAGCUUCAUUUGCACACUCAAGAUGCUACCCUUUCCGCCGCUUAGCAGUUCCAUACCGUACUCGCAGACAAUUCAGCACCGCAACGAUCCAUCUCAACAAGGAUGAUUCCGCCAAUGUAUGGACAUUGACCCAAGAGGAUGUAUCACACUACUGGAAAGGCUACCUCGCCACACGUCCCAAAUACACAGACACAUUCUACAACCUUAUCUACGACUACCAUGCCUCACACUCACAAUCAAGCCUACCCCCAUUCUCCGUCGCCCACGAUGUCGGUGCUGGACCGGGCCAAGUCUCCGCGAAACUCGCCCAGAGAUUCUCCCACGUCGUCGUGAGCGACAAUAACGAGAACCAUGUCAAUUAUGCUAAGCACUUCCUUUCAACAACCAGUGUGCCACCAUCCCGAUUCUCCUUCGCCGUCGCAAAAGGCGAAGAUCUGGGGUGCAAGUACCCACCCGCCUCCGCUGACCUAGUCGUCAGUGCACUCAUGUUCCCGCUCAUGGAUACUAUGUCUGCGCUGCGAAGCUUCCAUACUCUCUUAAAGCCUGGCGGGACUCUGGCUGUGUGGUUUUAUGGACGUGCACACUUCGCCGAGCUAGAGUAUGCGGGAUUGUGUCAACCACUCUUAGACAGGAUAAUCAAUCAUCAUUUCUCAGGUGUGAUUACCGGAGGAAGCCCGGAGCACACGGCGGGAUGGAAGCAUGUGGCGGAUGGCAUAGCCAGUUGGUUGGAUUAUAUCCCCUUCGCGGAAGAGAACUGGGGGUUUGUUGAGCGACAUAAGUGGAAUACCAAAUGGACUAGUUUGGGGUUCUUUGGUAAUGAGGCAUGCGAUUUUUCCGUGGAGCCGAGGAGUAGUGUCACGGACACGGAGACGGUUAUUGAGAGGGACGAUAGGAGUCUCUGGAGGAAGGACUGGGAUGUGGGCCAACUUCGUGAGUUCGUUAGGUAUAUUUACCCUUUCCAGGGGAUGGAGGAGGAAUAUGUGAAGCCGCUGUGGGCGCAGUUGGAGAGAGAAAUGGGCGGGUUGCACGCUAGGCGGGCAUUCUCGUGGCCAGUGGUUUUGAUUUUGGCGACGAGGAAGUGA